AUGGGCUGCCCCGUCUGCACCGCCUCAUCGCAGGUCGGCGCCCCCGACUGCCAGCAGGUGCUUCUGGCGGGCGCCAUUGGCCGCGGCACCUGCAGUCACCAAAAGGUGGCACCUACAGCCCCCCGUGGAUCAGGCAUGGAAGUCAGGCCAGCGACCGCGCGGGUCCGGGUACAGCGAGGCCGUCCAGCUCCAGAUGCUGGGGGACUUGGGUUCGCGGCGAGAGGUUCCCUCCAUCUCAGGUAG
Purpureocillium lilacinum is the source of this 243-nucleotide messenger RNA. NCBI's taxonomy places the organism in Eukaryota, Fungi, Ascomycota, Sordariomycetes, Hypocreales, Ophiocordycipitaceae. The record is from RefSeq and is a predicted model, not a curated record.